Molecule: messenger RNA, 4066 nt
Organism: Mugil cephalus (flathead mullet)
Lineage: Eukaryota; Metazoa; Chordata; Actinopteri; Mugiliformes; Mugilidae
Product: lysine-specific demethylase 9
Exons: 7
Coding region: 72-2411 (779 amino acids)
Cellular component (GO): nucleus
Source: RefSeq, a predicted model, not a curated record
AAGGACUACAGAUUGUCGGUGACCUGCGCAAUAGCGGCCCCGAGUCCUUUAAAUGUACCGUACGUGCAAAGAUGGCAGCUCAAGUCGACUUGCUCCGUGCGAAAGUAGAAGACGAAAGGGUGAGGGACAGUCUUGAGAGAUUCAUCAAAGAGAGGAAGAAGAAGAAGAAGAAGGACCUGUCACCGUCGGCUGACAGACGGGAGAGGUCCGAGAAAGAGGCGAAGAAAGUGAAGCUCCAUCACCACCACCAUCAUCAACACAACCACCAGCACGCUGAUCACCGGGGCCACCAGCCGCAUCAGCUGCAGCAGAAUCCCAAACCCCACCACUUCAGCCCGGAGAAGCAUGUCCUGCACAGCCACCAACAUCACCACCACCUCCACAGCAACGGUCUCAGCAACGGUACAAAGAAGAACUUGCAGCCCACUUUUCCUGCGCCUCCGCCGCGGAAGGUGCCGGAGCAGCUCCCUAAGAAGCGAGCGGUGCCCUCCCAGCCACCUGCGCUCUUCACUUUCACGCCUCUCAAAGUGGUCAAGGCCAAGACCCAGGAAUUCAAAGAGAAGCACAGGGAGAAAGACCUGAAACUGAAGCUCAAGAAGGAAAAUGCGGAGGCGAAUGUGAAACACGCGGAGCUGAAGAAAAAGAAGGAGCCCAGGCCCUACAAUGAGAAUGACAGUUCUCUGACGCUGGAGGAGUACCUCCUCAAGAAGAAAAAGAAGAAAAAGAAGCAUCAUGAAGAUGAGCACAGUGCCAAGAAGGUCCGAUAUAUGCACAACAAAGCGGUUCAGACUGUAUGUGCAGGACUUGGGACGGACCUUUCGCUGCCCAUUCGUCCUGAUCCUCCUCUGACCGCCAGCGCGAAGCAGGAAAACAACUGCCAUCCUUGCAGAGACACUGUCGACAACCGCCCGCCCUACCUCCAUGCUCUGAAACUGGGCAACGCCCCCUUCCUCUCCCAUCAGGACCACUACAUCCGCAGCUCCUGCCUUCAGACGGGCACCCGUUAUGGACGCUUCAUACAUGAGGAAAGGCAAGCCAAUGGAGGGGGAUUAGUUCUGCAUGCCUAUGCCGACGAGCUGGCCUGCCUCAGUCCUGCUGAGAUGGAGUGCUUUGCCCAGGACUUCCUGGAGUUGGCCUUCGCUGAGAAGUCCAGAGGCGCAGCCACCUAUGCCUUGGCAGUGGUGCACAGUUCGGCCGCGUACCUGCCUGACUUCCUCGACUACUUUGCCUUCAACUUCCCCAACACGCCAGUUAAAAUGGAGAUACUGGGAAAGAAAGACAUUGAGACUACCACCAUUGCCAACUUUCACACUCAGGUGAAUCGGACUUACUGUUCAGGAACUUACCGAGCCGGUCCCAUGAGGCAGAUCAGCUUGGUGGGAGCCGUGGACGAGGAAGUCGGAGAUUAUUUCCCAGAGUUCCUUGACAUGCUGGAAGAGUCCCCGUUUCUCAAGAUGACCCUGCCGUGGGGUAGCCUCUCCAGUCUGAAGCUGGACUGUCGUUCUCAAAGUGAUGAUGGGCCUAUCAUGUGGGUGCGACCGGGAGAACAAAUGGUACCCACUGCUGACAUGCCCAAGUCUCCUUUCAAACGGCGAAGGUCAAUGAAUGAGAUCAAAAAUCUGCACUACCUGCCGAGGGCCAGCGAACCCAGGGAAGUUCUGUUUGAGGACCGGACUAAGGCCCAUGCCGAUCAUGUAGGCCAGAGUUUUGACUGGCAGAGCACUGCUGCUGUGGGUGUCCUGAAGGCAGUGCACUUCGGAGAAUGGAACAACCGACCUCGGAUAACCAAAGAUGUAGUGUGUUUCGAUGCCGGGGACUUCAGUGAAGUUGUCGAAAGGCUGCAGCUGGAUCUGUAUGAGCCCCCAGUGUCUCAGUGUGUCCAGUGGGUGGAUGAUGCAAAGCUCAACCAGCUGAGGAGGCAAGGCAUUCGCUACGUCCGCGUCCAGCUCUGUCACGACGACAUUUACUUCAUCCCGAGGAACGUCAUCCACCAAUUCAAGACGGUGUCCGCGGUCUGCAGCCUCGCCUGGCACAUCCGCCUCAAGCAGUACCACUCCGAAGACACGGACAAGAAGGAGGAGCAGCGACCCAGCGACCUCAGCCCCACCUCGGGCCGAGUAUCCUUUUCCUCCCCCGCCAGGCCAGACGCCACCAUAACCCCCUGUGCAAGACCACAAGGAGACAACAUCCAAGGUGGGGUGGCCAAAACGGAAGAACCAGAGUUCCAGAGGCCAGCAACGCCUUCCCAGGAGCCUCAGCCAGCCCCUCCGCAGCCCACCAAAUCUGCCCACCUCCCUCCAACAUACCAGGAUCCCCAUCUUUUCUUGGCAUCAGUCCACUCUGCAUGUACGCCUUCAAAAGAGCCCACCCUGCCAAAAGCUCACGGCCACACUGCGGACUUCCCCAAAUGACAUUUUAACCCCAGAAGCCUCACUGUGGGAGGAGGCACAGAGCAGUAAAGUAAAAGUAAAACUAAGACUGAGUCAAUCAGGAAGACUUUCCACUUAAAUUAAUCUUUGAAAAAAGGGUUCCCAGAUGUUUUCUUUUUCAGCCAAAGUAUAUCCUUCAAAAGGACUGUGAAGUACUUUUAGUUGUUUUGUAUUGCUCGCACCUUCCUGGAGCUCUCCACACCUUCAAAAGGUGUGUAAGAUGUAAAGAAGCUAUUAUUUUUAGAACCGUAUGCAACAUGUUUUUAAUUUCCAUUGGAGGUUGAGAUGUUUUCGACGAGCUUAUUUUGUGGAAAAUUUCAAGUCACUUUGGCAGUUGAAAAAUAAGCAUGAUACUGUACAGCUAUAUUAGUUUCAGUGACAAAGGCAUGUAGACUAACCUCACCUUGACGAUCUGUCAGAUUCAGAAGUCAGUUCGCUGGGCAUUGCCGUGAGAUUGAACUUCCUGGUCUGCUCAGUCAACACAAGCUAAUUAUCAACUAUAAAAACAUUUUCUUUUCAAUUAAACGGGACACAUAUUCAUUUAAAUCAACAUGUGAUUGUCCAAUUAAACUGCAAGCACUCAAAAUAUUUUCUUCAGCUUUAUAAGUUGCCAUUUCUUAUUUAAAUGCUUUUCUAUACAGCACUUUUUUUUCUUACUUUCGACAAAGUAUUUUAUUUAUUCCCUUGAGCUAAACAUAUGAACACAGGUUUACGCAACCAGUGAUGAGUAUUUAUGCCUCUGAAUAACGAAAGAAUAAUGGCUAUUGCUCUUGGCAAUAAUUUUCUCUUGUCUUCAUGCGUGGAGUAUGUAUCCAUGAUUUGUAAAUAUUAUGUUGUUAUAGCUGAGCGUAAGUGAAUGCCGUCACUUCGUUUGAUUCGGUCACACUUUUAGUUUUAGCUGGUGGUGUCACCAGAUUGAUGAGGCCACUGUUGUACCGUGCUUGUAUUUGUGUGGCUUUAGAUUUGGGGGGGGUUUCUAGGUUUAGCUUGAGGUCUCCAACUUAUUCAGUCCUAAUAUAUCUUCACAUGGAGAGUCACAGUUCUUCUGAACCUCAAGGAGUCCUCUCUAAAGGAAGUGAUCAUGUUGCGCUACCUUUGCCCUACCAUUGACUACAUCUUAGUGCCUUGUACUGUACAUGGUUGACUCCAUUUAAAGCUGAGCGGAGGUUUAUUUGUUGAUUAGUAGGGUGGUAAAGUGGGGGUUGGCCAAUCAGCUUCUUAUUUAAUUAUUGUUAUUUAUUAAAAUAAUGUUACUCACAUGAUGCUUUCAAGUAUCUCCAUUUGCAUGUCAACUAGAAGCAAAGAAUUGCUGCGUAAUAACGUCAAGGGAAAUGAUGCCUUUUGUACAUUCUAGAUUCAGGAAGGAGUUGUCUGUUUGUGACGUGCUCUUAACUUACUAAAUCUACGUAGAAAUAAAACUGGCAGUUCCAGCGCCGUCAUGUCUGCCUUCUGUCAUGUAACGUUGUGAUGCUCUGAUGAUUUCUGUUAAUGUUUGUAUGUUGAUUUCUGUCAGUCACCCGGUUCAUGGGUUGCUAUAUACAGUAGAAAUCUGGAUCCAAUGUUGUUCAGCUUCAGAAAAAAAACCCAUUAGAAUGCAUAGACUUUUGAUAUUUUUUAAUAAAUAAUUUUGUAUGUUA